UCCUGUUGAUGCUGUUCUGACACGGAGCCAUGGCGCUGCUGAGAGCGGUUGUGUCCUCUGUGCUGCUCAGCCGGGUGCUGCUGGCGCUGGUGCUGGACCUCGACGACUCGUUUAAGGACAGCAGGAUGGAGGAUGUGUGGCUGGUGGAUUUCUACGCGCCGUGGUGUGGCUACUGUAAGAAGCUGGAGCCGGUGUGGGAGGAGGUCGGAGCUGAGCUGUCGCGCUCGGGCUCGCCGGUUCGAGUGGGGAAAAUGGACGCCACUGCAUAUUCAGGAAUGGCGUCAGAGUUCGGUGUUCGGGGAUAUCCCACAAUCAAACUGCUGAAGGGGGAUCUGGCU
Danio rerio (zebrafish) is the source of this 338-nucleotide messenger RNA. It is a transcript of the gene tmx3b, whose product is annotated as thioredoxin related transmembrane protein 3b. Gene Ontology annotation, biological process: cell redox homeostasis. Gene Ontology annotation, molecular function: protein disulfide isomerase activity. Lineage: Eukaryota; Metazoa; Chordata; Actinopteri; Cypriniformes; Danionidae. The record is from RefSeq and is marked validated. Gene Ontology annotation, cellular component: endoplasmic reticulum membrane.